AUGUGUUUCCAGACGAUCAAGUACGAGUGCGGCCACGAAAAAGAAGAGGUUCUCGACUGCAGCAGCCGCACCGGUCUAUACGGCCUCUUCAUGAACCUAUACUACCUUCUCUACCCGGGCGAGACCGAUCCCCUGCCCUGCGACACCGACGCCCGUGUAUACGUGUACCGCUCCAACGACUGUCAGCGGUGUCUGAGACGGAGCAUCCCCGCCCUCCGCAAGCGCGAGCGUAGGCUCCGUCGCACCCUUCGCGGUGACUUCGUCGACUACAGUGAUCAGUCCGAAAGGUCGGCGUCCCCCAGGCCCAUUUCAAGGCGGCAGCCAGCGCCGCUACGGCCGAGGGGCUCAAUAGAGAAUCUCCAUGAAGUGUACGAGGAACUAGUCCUGCCUGAGUACGCUCAGGCUGUCAGCACCAGAGUGGACGAGUCAGAUAGCGCGAGUAGCGACUCCGAUGCGUCGUGGGAUGCGGCCUCCGAGCCAUCGACCACGCUCAAGAGCCGAAGAACCUGGUAUGCGUCUCCAAGCUUGGUCCCAUCGACAGACCUCCCGAACAAUGACUCUAUGGAAUCCUUCGCUUGUAUCACGGCACAGCAACUGGAAGAAUCGGCUGGUCCAACGAAAAUUGUCUCGCGUGUGGAAUGGUAG
This is a messenger RNA of Akanthomyces muscarius, 645 nucleotides long. RefSeq lists its product as uncharacterized. Lineage: Eukaryota; Fungi; Ascomycota; Sordariomycetes; Hypocreales; Cordycipitaceae. The coding region runs from base 1 to 645 and encodes 214 amino acids. The transcript has a single exon. The record is from RefSeq and is a predicted model, not a curated record.